AUGGAGUCCGGGCAGCAGCCUCCGAAGGAAAGGCCGGCGGAAAGCAUAGAAUUCCGGUUCCAGAGGAGAUCUGUAAGAGAGGAGUACAAGGCCCUUGCUAAGCGUAUCAUCGCAAGGAGGCUGGAAGAGAGGCUGAUCAACGAUUACGCCGAACUUCAGGCCACCCUGAGGAAGGUUGUCAACAGCCUCGCCUACCUGUCGCUGACAUGGUCCACCGUUGUCCUCUUAGGUGGCUUCGUCUCCGUGCUCAAGCUCAUCGACUUUUGGUUUCUCACCGCCAUUAGUACCUCAUUUGCACUCAAUCUAGCAGAUUUGUACGAGUGCAACUAUGCUUUCCCGUACGCGGCUCUCAAUGUCUACAUUGGAGUACGCUAUGCUCAGGAGAAACGAUUUCCGUCUUUGAGCCGUGGUGGAUGUGCUCGAGCUGUUGCUUGGUUCCUUGGUGAAGCUUGCCUCGGGGUACUAAUAGUUGCAGCUUCUGUCGUGAUGCAAAUCCUUGCGGUUUCGCCGCUGCUUGCCCUAGUUCUGUCGUUGGUCAGGCUAGUGGUACACAGCUAUGGCAAUGCCGGCGGGGAUGCCGCCAAUGCAGCCAAGCUCAGGGCAUCCCUGCAGAUCUUCUACUCUCUUGCUCUGGCGCAGAACACCCUCUUCGGCCUCUGGAGCGUGUUUAAACUCAGUGAGGCAUUUAGAGCUGGGAUUGUGAGAAGGCGCGGCAGAUUCGGGAGGUGGGCUACCAGUUUGGUUCUGAGGUACGCUAGAGAAACCAGAGAGAUAUGCGCCAAGAAAGGACAAGUGCCCCAGGGCAGAAACUUGGUCACCUUCGCCGUCGGCCUGCUCGGCUCUGAAUCUCUCGAUGAACGCCGUGAUGCAGUCCGGCUGCUGGACAAGUUGGUGGUCAAGAAGGGGAGCGGCAAGACACAGCAGGAGGCACAAGAACUAGGACUAGGACUAGGACCCAAGCUGGUACCUGGCAAGGUCCCCCUUGAGAACCUUCUGGAAGCGCUCGAGGUGGGCGAUGUCCAGUCCAGGGAGCGUGCGGCGAGGGUGGUUGUGGCUGUCGCCAGCGACCUCCGCCACAACGAUUGGUGCUCCCCCGCAGCGCUGCAUCACAUAGCCUCACUGCUUGAAGUCUCCUCUCAACACAAGAGGAGACAUCAUGACCAAGCCUACAAUGACUAUGGUCAUCAUCAGCUGCAGCACACAACUACUACAGCAAGAACGACGACGGCGGCUGCGGAGGACAAGCAGGACAAGAGUAUAAAAAAGCGUACGAUCAGGGACGAAAGUAUGAUGAAACCGUUGAGUGAAGGGCCCAUAUACUGGAGCAUCCUACAUUAUCUCGCCAUCAACCGCAACCACAUAAGUAGUUUAAGUGAGAAGAUCAAGAAGAAGGAGCGCAUACGUAGUUUACGUGAGAAGAUCAAGAAGAAGGAGGAGGACGCGGAGGAGGAGGAGGAGGAAGAAGAAGAAGAAGAAGAAGAAGACAAACAAGAAGACGAUGACAUCUCUGCCUCUGCUCAACGAAAACCGCUCAUCACUCAAGGCCUACUUAUCAUUGAGAGGCUCGCCCUGCACCAAGGCAACCGUGUCCACAUAUGCAACAACCAUGUCCUGCUCUCAAGGCUCACAGUGCCACUAUACUCCCACGCUCUCCUUGAUGAGGAGUACGACAGUGAAUGGGUUGACAUGCUAGGCAGAUCACUAAGGAUCGUAGCCAGGCUGAUCAAGACUCCCGGAGAAGCCAGCAGAGGACUGCGCAACGAGAUCGCAAGCACCAAACAGGCUGUCCUUAACCUGACAGGAAUUCUGGAGGACAACAAGUUUUGCACACUACUCAAGACAGCUGCCAUUGAGAUCCUCGCAGAAUUGGCUCAACACAAAGACAAGUCUGUGACAAGCCUGGGCGAAGAUGACAUAAAGAAGUUCAUCAGCCAACUAUUGGGCAUCUUCUUUGCUCAAGUGGAUGACAGAAACACCAUUGAAGAAGAGGAACAGCGGGAGAAGGCUAGCAGAUUGAGGCAGACAGCAGGGGAAGCACUGGUACUGAUGCUCUCUGUGUGGGAUGCAGAUGCAGCUCCUCUGGAGAAGUUUAUACAAACUACUACUGGUUCCGAGCAAGUGCCGGCUGAAGAAGUGGACCAUGUUGUUGGCAAACUUAUUGACAUGGUAAAUAGUAAGCAUGAGUGCUCUCGAACAAGGGCGGCAGAAAUCCUGGCGUGCUUAUGUUCACACCUUACAGUGAACAGAGAACUUGCCAGCCAGUAUGUGAUCAAGAUGUUGAAAAAGGUUUUUCAACUGAUACUAAUAAUCCCAAGUGAAAGCGAAACAACAAACAAAUUGGAAAUGGAUUUGCAAGCGAUGAUAUCUUCCCCAGGAGAAACAAGCAUUGGCACUGGAAGGAUGGUCGAUGCGCAUGAUUUCGCCUGUGCCGCCCCAGAAGACAUGGCGUCGCUGGUGAAAAAGCUCAAGGACAUAAUAAAGACGAACAAUACAACCACAGUUGAGUGCCUGCAAACAGUGAAGCUUUCCUGCCAACUGGUUGUUUCAAUGGUGCGGCUCAAACCCAUAUGCAUCAAAGACUUCAUAGAAGACAAUUUCAUGGACGCGCUAUCUGAAUCUUACAAGAUAUUGUCAGAUCUUGAUAACUGCCUCGUGCUCUUUGAUGCCAAUUAUCUUCAGGUGACAAAGACUGAUAAGCCACUAGUUUCACUUGUGAAGCAAGCUCAGGAACUAUUGCCAAAGCACAAGAAAACAGGUGACGGCUGGAGCCUCGUUUCCAUUGUCUAA
Messenger RNA from Miscanthus lutarioriparius, 2787 nucleotides. The record is from the annotation of a GenBank genome assembly. NCBI's taxonomy places the organism in Eukaryota, Viridiplantae, Streptophyta, Magnoliopsida, Poales, Poaceae.